GUGAGGGAGUUCAUCGCCUUCCCGGAGGGCACCGAGACACCCAGAGCCGCAGGAAUGUCCCGGGCCGCAGGAAGGGGCAGGAGGGCCGAUGCUGCUCCGUCUCCUGGGGGGUUUUAUCCCCUCCGGGGGGGUUUGGUCAGCCGCAGCCGCCGCCCCCUGCGCCGCCCGUGCCCGGCCCCGCCGUGGGGGUGGGUGCGAUCAGCCUCCCCCUUCCCCCCCCGCCCCGAGGCAGCUCCUCCUCAUCCUCACCAUCCCCGCUCGCCCUGCUCCGUGCCGCUUCUCCCCGCGCUCCCGGGAGCCGCAGCCGGAGCGCCGCGCAGCCGCCGCCCGGCCCCGGAGAGGCUGCGGGAUGGCCGAGGGGGAGAUCACCACCUUCAGCGCCCUGACGGAGAAGUUCAACCUGCCCGCGGGCAACUACAAGAAACCCAAAGUGCUGUACUGCAGCAACGGGGGGCACUUCCUGCGCAUCCUGCCCGACGGCACCGUGGAUGGCACCAGGGACCGCAGCGACCAGCACAUCCAGCUCCAGCUGAGUGCAGAGAGCGUGGGGGUGGUGCACAUCAAGAGCACCCAGUCGGGGCAGUACCUGGCCAUGGACACCAACGGGCUGCUCUACGGCUCGUUACUGGGUGAGGAGUGCCUGUUCCUGGAGAGGCUCGAGGAAAACCAUUACAACACCUACGUCUCCAAAAUGCACGCGGACAAGAACUGGUUUGUGGGGCUGAAGAAGAACGGGAACAGCAAGCUGGGCCCGCGGACUCACUACGGCCAGAAGGCGAUCCUCUUCCUGCCCCUGCCCGUCUCGGCCGACUGAGGCCCGGCCCCGAGCCCAGGGACGACCCCAAACCCCAAACUGCUGCUGCCUCCUGGGAGCUCAUCAGAGCUCCGAGCUUUAGGUCAAGGCUUUGCCAAUCUAGCCAAACAGAGCCCCUUUGCUCUGCACGAAGCUUUGCAGAGAUGAGGGGACGAGCCCUGAUGCCCUCCCGAGGUCCACGGGGCCCCAUCUCCCCCUGCCCUCAGCCCUGUGCCCGUGUGUGCCAUGACCCUCAGCUGUGUGUGCCCAUGUGUGCCAUGACCCUUGGUUGUGUGUGCCAUGACCCUCAGCUGUGUGUGCCCGUGUGUGCCAUAACCCUCAGCUGUGUGUGCCAUGACCCUCAGCUGUGUGUGCCCGUGUGUGCCAUAACCCUCAGCUGUGUGUGCCAUGACCCUCAGCUGUGUGUGCCCGUGUGUGCCAUAACCCUCAGCUGUGUGUGCCAUGACCCUCAGCUGUGUGUCCAAGUGUGCCAUGACCCUUGGUUGUGUGUGCCAUGACCCUCGGCUGUGUGUGCCCUGACCCUUGGUUGUGUGUGCCAUAACCCUCAGCCGUGUGUCCAUGUGUGCCAUGACCCUCAGCCAUGUGCCCUGUGUGCCAUGACCCUCAGCCAUGUGCCCACAUGUGCCAUGACCCCCAGCUGUGUGUGCCAUGACCCUCAGCCCUGUGCCGUGUGUGCCAUGACCCUCAGCCCUGUGCCGUGUGUGCCAUGACCCUCAGCUGUGUGCCCAAGUGUGCCAUGACCCUUGGUUGUGUGUGCCAUGACCCUCGGCUGUGUGUGCCCUGACCCUUGGUUGUGUGUGCCAUAACCCUCAGCCGUGUGUCCAUGUGUGCCAUGACCCUCAGCCCUGUGCCCUGUGUGCCAUGACCCUCAGCUGUGUGUGCCAUGACCCUCAUCCCUGUGUCCAUGUGUGCCAUGACCUUCAGCCCUGUGCCCUGUGUGCCAUGACCCUCAGCCCUGUGCCCUGUGUGCCAUGACCCUCAUCCCUGUGUCCAUGUGUGCCAUGACCCUCAGCCCUGUGCCCUGUGCCAUGACCACGCUGCAGCUCACGGGACCUGCCCUGCCAGGCACCCAGAAAUGUGCCCGAGGGUCGCGCCGGUUCCCAGAGAAGCGCACACUUUGUGUCCCCAGGCAUUCUAAGGCAAAGCUCCCUGGACACUGUGUGUUGAUGCAUUUAUCCAUCCAGGUGUGUAGCUUCUGACAUGCCCUCGAGCAGUGCCAGACUGCAGCAUCAGUCCCGUUAUCCAGGGCCAGCCUGCUAAGUGCCAGCCGGGCAUGCUAAGCUGAGCUAGGCAGAGCUCCAGCCUCAGACCUUAUCUCCUCACAACAUCAGCAGUGUGUGUUUCAUGCUAGUACCUGCCAUAUGUUAUUUGUAUUUAUUUAUUAAGUAAAUAUGUCUCUUCUA
Pyrgilauda ruficollis (rufous-necked snowfinch) is the source of this 2217-nucleotide messenger RNA. It is a transcript of the gene FGF1, whose product is annotated as fibroblast growth factor 1. The record is from RefSeq and is a predicted model, not a curated record. The transcript is spliced from 4 exons. Gene Ontology annotation, cellular component: cytoplasm. Lineage: Eukaryota; Metazoa; Chordata; Aves; Passeriformes; Passeridae. Gene Ontology annotation, biological process: fibroblast growth factor receptor signaling pathway; positive regulation of cell population proliferation; animal organ morphogenesis. The coding region runs from base 89 to 814 and encodes 241 amino acids. Gene Ontology annotation, molecular function: fibroblast growth factor receptor binding; growth factor activity.